Molecule: messenger RNA, 348 nt
Organism: Brenthis ino (lesser marbled fritillary)
Lineage: Eukaryota; Metazoa; Arthropoda; Insecta; Lepidoptera; Nymphalidae
Source: the annotation of a GenBank genome assembly
AUGAGGAUUACACAAAAUAUAUACGGCCAAUGUCUUGGAGCAUCUGGACCACUUGGUGGUAGUUAUGGCUUGAACUACGCCGGCGUCUCACCAGCCGCUGCAGCUGGCUUGGCUGCUCCCUACGGCUUAGGGGCCGGUCUGGCAGCUUCUCCCUUUGGACUCUCACCUGCCGCUAUAGAGCUCGGGGUGUUUGGACCCUAUGGUGUGUCACCUGCAGCCGUUGAAGUUGCAGGAGCAUAUGGAGGCGCUGGUAUCGGAGAUGUUGUUGUCGUGGGUGAGAUGCCAGCCGCUGGUAGUGUGUCCAUUGCUGGUAGCUGCGGAUGUGGGUGUAAUGCUGCAUAUCUUUAU